Messenger RNA from Agrilus planipennis (emerald ash borer), 874 nucleotides. RefSeq names its product cytochrome b-c1 complex subunit Rieske, mitochondrial-like. Bases 97 to 867 code for a protein of 256 amino acids. The record is from RefSeq and is a predicted model, not a curated record. Gene Ontology annotation, molecular function: quinol-cytochrome-c reductase activity; 2 iron, 2 sulfur cluster binding. NCBI's taxonomy places the organism in Eukaryota, Metazoa, Arthropoda, Insecta, Coleoptera, Buprestidae. Gene Ontology annotation, cellular component: membrane. The transcript has a single exon. Gene Ontology annotation, biological process: mitochondrial electron transport, ubiquinol to cytochrome c.
UUGUUUAGUUUGUAUUCAUAGCUGUCUUCGAAAAUAACUAAAAAAUUUUGAUUAAAGAUCUGUCAAUGCGAAAUACAUUUAAUCUUCGCUUUUAUAAUGAUUCUUUCGGCGUUAGGACAACUCAGAAAACGUUUCCAAACGAAACAUUAUCAGCUACUAUUUUUAAAAAAAUUUAACAACGCAUGGAAGAUAAUAUUGGCAAAUCAAGCAUCUGAAUUUAAAGAACACAACAAAUAUUCCGUUCAUCCCCUUUAUGCGUUCAAUUUUAGAACCUACCAUCAUGAUAUGAAGGCUCCUGACUUCAGUGACUACAGAAGAUCGUCAACGAAUAAUCCCUCAAAAUACCAUAAGGAGACGAUAGACAACAGACAAGUUUUUACAUAUUCAAUCGCACUCGUAAAAGCCGUUGGGCUAUUAUACUGUACUAAGGGACAUGUCCUUCAUUACAUUUUAUGUUUGGCAGCCAGUAAGGACGUCCUCGCGUUGGCUAAGAUAGAAAUAAGACUGGCAGACUUACCUGAGGGUAAGAAUACAACAUUUAAAUGGCGAGGAAAACCCCUAUUCGUAUGGCAUCGCACCCAGGCCGACAUCGAUAAGGCCAGAGCGGUACCUUUGACUGAACUUCGACAUCCCCAAACAGACGAGCAAAGAACAAAGAAUCCGAAGUAUCUGGUGGUCAUUGGCGUAUGCACCCAUCUUGGGUGUGUGCCCCUUUCUCCGAUCACGGGUGAUUUUGGAGGGUUUUACUGUCCAUGCCACGGUGCACACUACGACUCCGCUGGUAGGGUGAGAAAGGGUCCUGCACCUUUAAAUUUGGUAGUGCCACCACAUUCGUACCCCGACGAAAACACUCUUGUUGUCGGUUAGCAUAUGU